Zootoca vivipara (common lizard) is the source of this 4480-nucleotide messenger RNA. RefSeq names its product methionine sulfoxide reductase B1 (gene MSRB1). Gene Ontology annotation, biological process: protein repair. Gene Ontology annotation, molecular function: peptide-methionine (R)-S-oxide reductase activity. Gene Ontology annotation, cellular component: nucleus. NCBI's taxonomy places the organism in Eukaryota, Metazoa, Chordata, Lepidosauria, Squamata, Lacertidae. The record is from RefSeq and is a predicted model, not a curated record.
GGAGGAGGAGGGACGGAGGGCGGCCGCUUAUAUAACCGGGAAGCGGCCGGAGCGGCGUCAGGGGCCGGGAGAGAGCGAUCGCUGCCAUGUCCUUCUGCGUCUUUAGAGGAGGCGAGAUCUAUCAGGACCACUUCGAACCCGGUAUAUACGCUUGCUCCAAAUGUGGCUACGAGCUGUUCUCGAGCAGGUCCAAGUAUGCUCACUCAUCUCCAUGGCCGGCUUUCACUGAAACUAUCCACGACGAUAGCAUCUCCAAGUACCUAGAACGGCCGGGAGCCUUCAAGGUCUCAUGUGGCAAGUGCGGCAACGGUCUGGGCCACGAGUUCAUCAACGACGGCCCCAAAAGGGGUCAGUCUCGGUUCUGAAUAUUUAGCAGCUCUCUCAAGUUCAUCCCUAAAGACAAGAAGGACAAGGACCCGAGGGAGUAAAUAGGCUGGAACACCCAGCCAAUCAAAUGCUGCUUCUAGCUGACCAAUCCAACUCCGCACCAACCAUCUAGGAGCUGUUGAGCACAACCCUUCUCUGUCGGCUGGGAAUCUUUUUCCUUUGGACUGGCAGGAUGGACGCUGGCAAAUACGGAAAGAAAAAUGAAGACUCUCUUCUUCUGGCUUUCAUUUCUGAUUGAUACCCUCUGCAUUUGCUACCUCCUGCUUUGAGGUCUUCCAUUUCAACCUGUAUCUUGGAUCGAGUCUAGUUUAGAAUGUUCUUCCCAUCGCCCAGAUGCUUUUCUCCUCCUCCUCCUCUUCCUCUUCUUCUUUUUGCUCAGGUGUGACCACCUUGUACCUGUGUCCCCCCUACCAAAGUCUGGGUUUUUCCUCCACUCAAAGCAGAGUGCCUGUCUGGCUCUGGAGUGAGUUGCCCCAGAAGAUGGUAUGAUUCUGAGCAGGACUCUCAUCAUAUCAAUCCAGAUUCACUCUGCCCAAACUAGCGUUGGAUCCAAGGUGCAUUUCAGAUGCUACAAACCCCAGGGUAAAAAAAAACCAUUUUGAGAUGGGAGUAAAGAGCGGUGAUAGAAGCCUUCAUUUCCCCCAAGCAGCCUGUUGGCAAGUUCUGUUGCCACAGCUGCUGUUUUGACUUCCCUGCAGGGGCUUCUAGAAGCCCAGGUUUGGCUUACUGGCCUCCAGUUCCUAACCCCUCCUACAGGCUGUUGUGAAUGUUAAGUUGUAACAGCUCAUAGCCAGGGCUCCAAAGGGCCUUACAAAGCCCUAUUUGGCUUAGCUGCAACUUUACCUGCCUCACACCUGACGUGGUAUAUGGCGCCAAGUGUUGGGCAAGGAAGCAUCCUUUGGCCAAACUGACCUGGUGGAGGAAAUGGGGAGGCCUGAGCUUACCCACCCUUAAUGUAAACAGUUAUCCAGCAGCCCAGGAACUUUUGUAACAGCAACUACAGUUCAGUAGCUGUGUUCUCCGGUAUGACAGCCUUCUUCAACCUUGGGUCCUCAGCUGCAGCAGCACUACAACUCCCAUCAUUGACCAUUUGUUAAGGUGACACGGGAUGAUGGGAGUUGUAGUCCAACACUACCUCAGAAUCCAAAGUUGGAGAAUUUGGACCUAGGACAUGGUCUCCUGGAGCAAACCUUUUAGCAUCACAAUGCUGCUUUCUUUAUGCCCCAUGGAACUGCUAAAAUUGCUUCCGUGAUUGGGUCACUGCGACCACAUCCUCAGAAAUGUCCUCACACUGUCAUGUGCCCCAGGUUUUGUUUUUUUGUCCAUUCUUGCCCUUCCCUUGGAUCAAACUCUACCAUUUCCUGGCCUCUUCAGAAGUAAGUCUUUGUGGCAUCUGAAACCAUAGCCUAGCUUUGGGUUGUGCCCUGCCCCACAUUGCUUUGGGGCAUUUUCUGGCGUAGUGUCAUUGUAUGAAUUGCCCCAUGUAAACCCGUCUUGGAGAGCAGGGGUGAGGAUGGUUUUAUCUGAGCUACCCAGAAAAUGCUCCAGGUAAUGCAUAUUGGAUUCCCAAUAUUUCCUCCCCUGGCAGGGCCCUUGUGCUUUUAAUGCUGCCAUUAAACUCAACCCCCCCACCCCCACCCCAGUUAUUUUCAUGGUCACAAAAGUUUCGCCUGCUAAAUUUACCUCUUUGCGGUCACUGUUAAAGCAGGUGAGGGGAACGUGGUCCUCAAGAUUUGCUGGGCAUCAGCCCCAGCCAGCAUGGCCAGUGGUCAGGGAAAACGAGAGCAACUUUGGGAGGGCCACAGUGUUCCCACCCCUGCGCUAAAGGCACAAGAUCUCUCUCAGGAAACGGAAGCUGAUAACCUAGUUUUCAUCUAAUUUUUGCAUGUACUAGAAGUGAUUCUCUCUCUAGCAGAGAAACAGGUCAAUUGAGCAUCCUUCUGACACCAGUUUGCAUCUUUGCUAUUGCGCUAAGAUUUUGUAUGUUUGUUAUAAGCAAAGGCCACGGAAGGGCUAAGGAGUCAUUUCCGAGUGCUUCAUUUUUUAAGUGAUGGAUGGAUUUGUCCAAGUUUUUGGUGGUGCAAUUUAAAUGUAAGAGGUAAUCUGCAGUCCCUGAAUUGCAUUUCAGGUGAGACCCAAGAACCUCCAGUUUGGAAAUACGAAGCUAAUAUGUUCCUUGCUCUUUUGAAGCCCUUGUUUGUUGUAAACAUACAAACAAUUUUAUGCCUUGGUAUCUGAAUUUCUCUGGGUGCUCCAGAAGUCAGAAUGAAGCCUCUUGCCCAAACUGCAUAUCGCUCAGGCUUUAGAAACAAACAUUAGAAACCGAGAUUACCUCUCAGUGCUCAAAGGGCUAAUGCAUAAGAUUCAUCUGAAUCGGCACAUUUCCUUCUUCCUCUUUGCCUUGUAUCACAACAACAAGCUUCCUUCCCGCGCUGGGAAGGAGGACUUGCAAAACUUGCACCUCUUUGAUUGGCUAUUCAGCUGGAAACAGAAACUAUGAAUGUCCACCCAAGGCAAGGAUGGGGGACCUGUGGCCCCCCUGAAGCUGCUGGGCUCCAGCUCCCAUCAUCCCCAGCCAGCAUGGCAAAUGGUCAGCGAUGGUAGAUGCUGAAGUUCAGCAGUAUCUGGAGGGCCACUCCUUCCCCACCCCUGACUUCAGACCGUUUCUACAGACUUAGGUUAGAAGAUUUUUUUUAAAGAGCUCAAAGUGAGUAAAUGAGGGUGUAGACCAGUGCUUCCCAAACUUGGGUCUCCAGCUGUUUUUGGACUACAAUUCCUAUCAUCCCUGACCACUGGUCCUGCUAGCUGAUGGGAGUUGUAGUCCAAAAACAGCUGGAGAAAUCCCAAGGUUUGCUUUAGGGAAACAGUGGUGGUACAGUUUAAGUUUAGAUGGUUUAUGGUGCCAUUUGUAUCAGUUGGUUUCUGCUUAAUCUUCUGUUGUUAACAUGAUUAGGGAGUUGUGCUGCUGCUGCUGGACAUGCAGUUCAAGUAGGAUGGCACUCAUCCAUAUUUGCACUGGUUGCUUGGCCUAAUGAUGGUUCCUUGUGCUUGCUUACAUCCAAAGCUGAAAACUUCAGAACAGGUGGUCCAUUGUGUCUUGAUGAAGCACAAAAGGGGGGUCUGCUUUAUGAGGCGAUCUGCCGAGCAAAUGCUUCAUGUGCUUUGCAAAUCAUGGUCAAACUGGGAGUGUGACAAUUCACCACCUGGAUGUACCCUUAGAACCAUUUUGCACACUCCACAGUGGAGAAGCUUUUCCUGGUUUCUGAAACGGCAUAAGAGGUUUAUGGAGGAAAGUGGCAAAGGUUGUUUUAGCUGAGGCAAAAGUGGGCUCAAUGUACAUACUGUGAACAAUGACCUCUCAAACCUCAAGUAUUUCCACACAGCAGUUUGAAACGCACACAAGUUAAAAUGCAUCUCAUAUUCCCCCCCCCCCAUUCAAUCUAGAUUUACUCUUUCUGUGGAAAAUCCACUAAGUAAAAUCAAAAACAAAAAACAAGCGGUACAACAGAAACAGUAAAAUUGUUGGGGGGAAAUUAAGGGAUAGCAUUUUGAUGACAAUGACUCUGUGCGGACACUGCAUUCAACUUGCAGGUGUGAUCAGCACAAAGAUGACAAUCACCUGCUGUUUAUUGGAAGUGUUCCUCAACUCUCUGAAAAGAACCACCUGAUGUCUGCCUUCAGCCUGGUCUUAUGAGCCUCAGGUGCAGAAUCACACCCUGUAUGUUUUCAAGACGGUUAUGCAAGCUGCACUGUAGAAGUGAAGCUUUCCACUUCAGUGGUAUCAAAAUCAAAGUCCAAGAAGACAAAGUUUCAUGCGGAGCCCUGUGAAUAUUUGCAGGGAAUGACCUUUUCUCUCUCUCUCUCAAAAGUAGCAGUAUUAUUGGGUAAUUUGCCCUCUGAGAGCACUUGAUCAACACUUCUGUGCCUGUUUUGCCUUCCCUGGGAGACACAAGAAGGUAUAUUAGGGAUUUUUUUAAAAAUCAACUCUGAAUGUAAUGUUCCAUCCAGCUUAGCAACUUGGCCAGGCUGCUGUUCACCUGUAUAAAUAUGGAUUAGAUGAUGUUAAUAAAAAUACUUUUCUUGGAAACAAAAA